CUCCGCGGAGGAUAAGUUGCUGUCAUGUCGGCUGCAAUUGCAGCUUUGGCUGCUUCCUAUGGUUCGGGUUCAGGGUCCGAGUCAGACUCCGACAGUGAGGGCGGCCGGUGUUCGCUGCCGGCCGCCGAUUCCCUCAUGCACUUGACUAAAUCACCUUCGGCCAAACCUUCUCUGGCAGUGGCGGUGGACUCGGCUCCGGAGGUGGCGGUUAAGGAAGAUUUGGAGACCGGAGUUCACCUUGACCCUGCUGUCAAAGAAGUUCAGUACAAUCCUACCUAUGAGACCAUGUUUGCUCCUGAGUUUGGACCAGAAAAUCCCUUUAGGACACAGCAGAUGGCUGCCCCUAGAAAUAUGCUUUCUGGAUAUGCUGAACCAGCUCAUAUCAAUGAUUUUAUGUUUGAACAGCAAAGGAGAACUUUUGCCACAUAUGGUUAUGCAUUGGACCCUUCAUUAGAUAGUCAUCAAGUGUCUACUAAAUAUAUUGGUUCUGUAGAAGAAGCUGAAAAAAAUCAAGGUUUAACUGUAUUUGAAACUGGUCAGAAGAAAACAGAGAAGAGGAAAAAGUUCAAAGAAAAUGAUGCAUCUAAUAUUGAUGGUUUUCUGGGACCCUGGGCAAAAUAUGUGGAUGAAAAAGAUGUAGCCAAACCUUCAGAAGAAGAACAAAAAGAAUUGGAUGAAAUCACAGCCAAGAGGCAGAAGAAAGGCAAACAGGAAGAUGAAAAGCCUGGGGAGGAAAAGACAAUCUUACAUGUUAAAGAAAUGUAUGACUAUCAGGGCAGGUCCUAUCUUCACAUACCUCAAGAUGUUGGUGUUAAUCUCCGGUCAACUGUGCCACCUGAGAAGUGUUACCUUCCAAAGAAGCAAAUUCACGUGUGGUCAGGACACACAAAGGGCGUCAGUGCAGUCAGAUUGUUUCCUCUUUCUGGCCAUCUAUUGCUGUCUUGUUCCAUGGAUUGUAAAAUUAAGCUCUGGGAGGUUUAUGAAGACCGACGCUGUCUGCGAACAUUUAUUGGUCACAGUAAAGCUGUUAGAGACAUCUGCUUCAAUACUGCAGGGACUCAGUUCCUCAGUGCAGCCUAUGAUAGGUAUCUGAAGCUUUGGGACACUGAGACAGGACAGUGUAUAUCAAGAUUUACAAACCGAAAAGUACCAUACUGUGUCAAAUUUAAUCCUGAUGAAGAUAAGCAGAAUCUGUUUGUGGCUGGGAUGUCUGAUAAAAAGAUUGUGCAGUGGGACAUUCGAAGUGGAGAAAUUGUGCAGGAAUACGACCGGCAUUUGGGAGCUGUCAACACUAUUGUUUUUGUUGAUGAGAAUAGGAGAUUUGUAAGCACAUCUGAUGAUAAGAGCCUACGAGUUUGGGAAUGGGAUAUUCCUGUGGAUUUCAAGUAUAUAGCAGAGCCCAGCAUGCACUCAAUGCCUGCGGUGACUUUGUCUCCAAAUGGGAAGUGGCUAGCCUGCCAAUCAAUGGACAACCAAAUAUUAAUUUUUGGGGCACAGAACAGAUUUAGAUUAAAUAAGAAAAAAAUUUUUAAAGGACAUAUGGUAGCAGGCUAUGCUUGUCAAGUGGACUUUUCACCAGACAUGAGCUAUGUGAUUUCAGGAGAUGGAAAUGGAAAACUAAACAUUUGGGACUGGAAGACCACAAAACUCUAUAGCCGGUUUAAAGCUCAUGAUAAAGUUUGUAUAGGUGCAGUGUGGCAUCCUCAUGAAACAUCUAAGGUCAUAACAUGUGGAUGGGAUGGCCUCAUUAAAUUGUGGGAUUAAUAGGAUUAAUCCUUUAACUGUCUAGGGUCGUUUUUGAUCCAGUGUCAUAUUUAACCUUAUUUAAUUAUUAAAUGUGUUGGGUGACAACUUGCUUUACAGAUGAGGUUUUUCUUACAUGGCCUUAUAAAUUGACCCAUUGUUUUAAAAAAAAAAUACAAAAAACUUUGUAAAUUUGACUCAGAUAGUUUCAUUGGCAACU
Molecule: messenger RNA, 1963 nt
Organism: Chrysochloris asiatica (Cape golden mole)
Lineage: Eukaryota; Metazoa; Chordata; Mammalia; Afrosoricida; Chrysochloridae
Gene: CDC40
Product: cell division cycle 40
Exons: 15
Coding region: 25-1764 (579 amino acids)
Biological process (GO): mRNA splicing, via spliceosome
Cellular component (GO): catalytic step 2 spliceosome
Molecular function (GO): protein binding; mRNA binding
Source: RefSeq, a predicted model, not a curated record